Molecule: messenger RNA, 276 nt
Organism: Strongylus vulgaris
Lineage: Eukaryota; Metazoa; Nematoda; Chromadorea; Rhabditida; Strongylidae
Source: the annotation of a GenBank genome assembly
AUGAACGUCUUCUUUAGCUACUUCGGUAGUAAUGAUAGUAAUUUUUGGAAAAUUCGACGAUCAUUUCGUGAACAUUUACAGAAGCACGGAAAACUUUCAAUUGUCGAUGAAGACGAUGAGAAGACUAAGGUCACCGUUGUUCCGAUCGAAGACUCUGAAGAGGACCGAAGGCUCGAGCGCAAGAAGCGAACACAGGAGGACAUGGUGGCUGAUUUUGUGAAGAUUCUCGAACAAAUGAGUACGCUUUUGUUCUUGCUUUCAAUCUCCAAAAGAUAA